Molecule: messenger RNA, 1057 nt
Organism: Hyaloscypha bicolor E
Lineage: Eukaryota; Fungi; Ascomycota; Leotiomycetes; Helotiales; Hyaloscyphaceae
Exons: 3
Coding region: 1-897 (298 amino acids)
Source: RefSeq, a predicted model, not a curated record
AUGUCAAAUCCCAUCUCAUGUCCAUCACCAACCAUGGGUUGCUUGAUCUUGGAGCCACAGAGACAAAGCCCGCCUGAGAUGGGCACCCAAGCGAAUGGCAAUGGUGAAAGAAAGGGGGGACGCGUCGGCAACCGUUCAGGACGAGUCUUCACCUGCUUCCCCAAGUUGCCUCCAGAAUUGAGAAACAGGAUCUGGAAGGAACAUUGCGGUGACUACGAGCCUAGAAUCAUUGAUCUCUGGCUCAAGGAAAGCUCCACCAAGGAUAACUUGAUUUAUUGUACUCAUUCUCGAGCACCCGCUCUCCUCCAUACGUCCAGAGAAGCCCGCAGUGUUGGACUCCAACACUAUGAUCUCUUUCAGGAUGAUGAUGAUGAAGCACCCGCAGGGCCACGGAUCUACGUCCGUUGGGAUAGUGAUAUCAUCUUUCCUGUUCCCUUUGAUUAUGAAGAACCACAUGGCAACAACGAUCCUGAUGACAACAUGGAUUUGGAAAUGGCUUUGAUGGUCGACUUGGGUGAUUGCGAAAAUUGCCAAAAGAUCAAACGAGUUGCUAUACCAGAAAGCCAUACAAACUGGACCGUAUUCUUCUCGGACGCCAACAACAUCUCCGAAAUCCUCGUUUACGUUCCAAUUGAUGGCAGUACCUACAAGAGACUUGACAGAGUCGAAGAAUCCUAUGCUGAUGGUAUUCGUUUCAACAUUGAACUCACCGAAUUUCGUAGUCAGGGGAGAAUGACCGCAGACAAUGAGGAGCAGGAGAUGAUCAAGACGCUGGAUUAUGCGGUAGAGGAUGUCCAGAAGAACAUGGAACUGGAUCCUGACGUAUCGUGGGAUGAUCAUUCCGUCCAACCCAUCAUUCGGAAGAUGUCCCUGAAACUGCUGGAAUUGAGGCAGUGAUUGUCUAGGGAGAAAAGAAGCACAAAAUGCCAGUGAGGGGAGAUUGAUGAUGGCUGGGCAGAAAGUCGACAGGCAACGUCACUGACAAUACCAUGGGAUUCAGAACCACGAAGGGUCGAGGGUGUCCUUUUCGGCAAGCUCAUAGAUAAUUGAGAACGCC